UAUUAAUCCACCCUGUUAUCCAUUUCUUCCAUCUCCCAAAAUCCUGAUAGCCUCCAAAACAAACCCUUCGCCACUAUAGAAAGAACGGUGAAAAUAUAAUGGGGGAAGGUAAGGUGAUGGAGAUUCCGACCAAGGGCGGCGGUUUCUUCGGGCAAACCGAGCAGAACCCGAUUGCGGCUGUACAGGUGAAGCUGAAGGAGGUCGAGACUAGGUUUCGUGUGUGGCUGGCCAAGCAAUCGUUGCCGGUGGAGGCGGCCGUCGUAACCGCCACCAGCGGGGUCCAAGGAGCCGCAAUAGGCGCUUUAAUGGGAACGCUCACGGCUGACGCUUCCUCUUUUCUUACACCGCCGCCGAACGCCGCAAACCUCAACCCUGAUGCUAUGGCGUCACUUAAACAAGCUCAGGCUCUUUCUGGAGGUCCGUUGGUGCAAGCACGUAAUUUUGCGGUCAUGACUGGUGUCAAUGCCGGCAUUUCUUGUGUCAUGAAAAGAUUGAGAGGCAAGGAGGAUGUUCAAUCUAGUAUGGUUGCUGCUUUUGGUUCUGGAGCGAUGUUUUCAUUAGUAAGUGGCGUGGGUGGACCUAAUCAGGCAGCAAAUGCUGUUACCUCUGGUCUCUUCUUUGCUCUCGUUCAAGGUGGAAUUUUCCAGUUUGGACAGAAGUUUUCACAACCACCAGCUGAGGAUGUGUACUAUGUGAAGACAAGAUCUAUGCUAAGCAACCUCGGCCUACAAAACUAUGAGAAGAAUUUCAAGCGAGGCUUGUUGACGGACAACACUUUGCCUUUGCUAACUGAUAGUGCUCUCAGAGAUGUGAAAAUACCUCCUGGACCAAGGCUGCUUAUUCUUGAUCAUAUAGAAAGGAGCCCAGAGCUAAAAGACAGGCGGAAAGUUUCCCCUUGAAUUAAGACUGAAAAGUUGGAUCUAAGCUAUGAAUCUGUUGCUAGGAUACUCUUCUCCACAUGAAGAGAUGACAAGAGUUUUGUUUUGCUACUUUGUUGUUUGUCAUAUUUAAGGAUUUUGUUUUGCUACUUUGUAUUUGCGUUCGGAAUUUGUUGUGGUUUUAUGAAAUCGUAUGGUAAUUGGGUAAUGUAACCCACCUUAGUUUAUUUUUGCUCAUAGCUUUGCUAUAUGCACCCUGUUUAAUUCAUACUUGCCCCUGCUCAGACACACUAGAUUUGGUGGCCAAUUCAAGCACAAUUAUUAUUAGAUUGUCCUUCUCCACAGUAAAGGACUAAAAAGUUAGAUUUAGAUUAGGGAAUUUUGCAGUUUGUGGACAUGUGAAAGUAUCAUAUGAUAAGAAGACAAUGGAGCCUGCUCAGUAUCUUCUAAAACAAGAUUGUGAAUAAGGCUUAAAAGUAGCAUUCUACUGGGAAGAUGCUAGAGAGCCAUGAGGAUGUAGAAAAUGUGGAUUUUGUGAAUUUACUUUGAUAAAUGAAAUUUCAUUGAGUCAUUUGUUUGAGUGAUGGGUGUAAUAAGGAAUUGAUGAAAAAUUUUAGACCAACAUAAUCAUAUAGCUCCGUCUUAAGGGG
This is a messenger RNA of Striga asiatica, 1528 nucleotides long. NCBI's taxonomy places the organism in Eukaryota, Viridiplantae, Streptophyta, Magnoliopsida, Lamiales, Orobanchaceae. The record is from the annotation of a GenBank genome assembly.